AAAAUAAAAUCCGAGGUUGAAAUUCCUAAAAACACAGAGAAUAUCCUCAAAUUGAGAGAAGAACAAAUAGAAAGACUGUCUGGACAAAUUGAUUCACUUAAUGAAUUAUAUCACAAGCAAGUGGAUAAUAACAAGAAAUUAAUUUCUGAAUUGGAAGAACUAAAUAAAAGUGUUCUUUAUUUAAAUAAUAAAAUUCAAGAAGAAAGGAAUAGCAGAGAACAGAUGAAAAAAAAACUUAGGUUUUAUAAAAGAUAUAAUCGGAAUAAAAAAAAGUUCAAACUCAACUUUGACGUUUUAAAUAUUAAUAAGGAUGAUAUAAAAGAAAUGAAAGAUGAUGAAAAAGAGAAGGAAGAUAUAUGCAUUUCUAUUUUGUGUCUUCUUAAGACUGAACUUGAAAUUAUUGAUGAUGAGAAUAAGAAGAAAAGAGAAGAAGAUGAUGAAGAAAAAGAAAAAUUAAAAGUAAAAAGUAACAAUUUUUUUAAAAAAUUAUUUGGUUCGAAUUAUAAACAUAAAAAAUUAGGUCUUCUAGAAAAUAUAUCAAAGAAACAAUUUUUUUCAUUUUAUGAAAAAGCAUUCACUGAAAAUAAUAAAAUAAAAUUUGACAAAAAACAAUUUUUCUUCUUUCCAUCGAAUAUUAAAAAAAAAAAAAUGAACAAGAAAUAUGAACACAUACAUAAUGAGCUAAAAUAUAAUAUUCAUAUGAAAGAAAUACAGAAGAAGGAAAAAAAUAAUAAUGAUAAUAAAAAUAGUAAAUGGAAUUAUCUAACGAUGAAUAAUAUUUAUUUUUAUAAUAAUUUCAAUGAUAAUUUUGAUGAAGAACCUGAUCAUAAAUUUUAUGAUAAUAAUAAAAAUUACGAGGGAAGGAACAGUAUAGAUGAUUAUGUUUUUUUCAAAAAAUAUAAUAACAUUAAUAGUGAUCAUAUUGUAUUUACCAAUAUGAUUGAAAAUAAUACGAAAAUUAGAGAAGACGGAUCAAAUAAUAUAAACGAGGAAGAAAAAAAAAAAUGA
Messenger RNA from Plasmodium reichenowi, 1008 nucleotides. RefSeq lists its product as hypothetical. The transcript has 5 exons. NCBI's taxonomy places the organism in Eukaryota, Apicomplexa, Aconoidasida, Haemosporida, Plasmodiidae. The record is from RefSeq and is a predicted model, not a curated record. The annotation marks the transcript as partial.